AUGCUGUUAAUUUCUAAAGCUUACAUUGCCAUCGCGCUACUCCUCCUCGUCUCGGGCCAGGUGGUCGUUGCCAAGCAUGUCGGCAUCUGGUACAUGAGGUGCAAUCCUUAUACUAAACCAGACGGUUCCCAAGCAGUGGGAGCCAAAGGACCUUGCGACAACGGCUGUUUUGCCUGGAACUCAGGCCAGCAGCCAGGAACGGUCACCUAUCGCGGCCCAGGUAACCGCGAUCAAGACGCGGGCUGUGACAGGAAACCUUGCAAUCAAGACACUGGCCUUCCUCAAUACAAUAGGUUCGGUAAUACCUGUGACGAGUAUCCCAUGGCAGUCACAUACAGAGGUCCCAACAACUUCAGGACGCUGCGAUGCGUUCCUAACGUGGAAAACAGCAGCCAAGGAGGUCAACUCAGUGGUUUCAGGAGCAGGGUUGGCCUUGAGGCUGGGGACACCUUCACACAAGGAUGGAUGUGGGACAAAGCCAACGCUCCUUACUUCUGCGCCAACGCACAGGCCGGUGCCAGUAACCCUGACCAUUCGGAGUUCAAGUACACCGGUGGUGUCUUCUCCAACGCCCGCCGCCAUACACGAAGUCUCACGGAAAGCUCGCUUUUCGAACCCAUCAUUGGCACAAUUGGACGAUUUGCAGGGCGCCGUGACUUCCUGAUGAGCAAUGGCGAGAUUGCCACAUUGGCAGCAAGUGAUUCGACGAUUGACAUCCAUAGUUUCUGGGCCGACGGCGAAUCGCCCUUGUCCAUCGUUCGCGAGCUCGACUUUGCGGAUGUCGUCGCCAUGGUUCGGAAUGCAACUGGCUUUUAA
Messenger RNA from Sporisorium graminicola, 816 nucleotides. RefSeq lists its product as uncharacterized. The transcript has a single exon. NCBI's taxonomy places the organism in Eukaryota, Fungi, Basidiomycota, Ustilaginomycetes, Ustilaginales, Ustilaginaceae. The record is from RefSeq and is a predicted model, not a curated record. The coding region runs from base 1 to 816 and encodes 271 amino acids.